Molecule: messenger RNA, 3849 nt
Organism: Anopheles funestus (African malaria mosquito)
Lineage: Eukaryota; Metazoa; Arthropoda; Insecta; Diptera; Culicidae
Gene: rb
Product: AP-3 complex subunit beta-2
Exons: 4
Coding region: 168-3692 (1174 amino acids)
Biological process (GO): intracellular protein transport; vesicle-mediated transport
Cellular component (GO): membrane coat; AP-3 adaptor complex
Source: RefSeq, a predicted model, not a curated record
AUCGACCCAUCUGUACUAUGGCGAUCUUGGUUGAUGUUUAGUUGGCAACUUUUGUUUGAGUGAAAAAAGUGCUUUCUCCGAUAACAGUUGUACGGAAUCCAUUCGCUUGUUAAGUUUGUGAUUAAUUCUAUGCCAAGGGCUUCCGUUGAUUGAAAUUUAAUGCAAUAAUGCUUUCCUCUGGAUCGGCUGCGAUCGGUGUGAGUGCUUUGGCCUCGACUGCGUACGGAAAUGAGCGUACCGAAGUGGCAGAAUACGCGAAUGAGGGUGGCUUCUUUCAUGCCGAUUACAAAAAACAUGAUGACUUGAAGCAAAUGCUAGACAGCAACAAAGACAGCCUAAAGCUGGAGGCAAUGAAACGCAUCAUCGGCAUGAUAGCGAAGGGCCGGGAUGCUUCCGACCUGUUCCCCGCUGUCGUUAAGAACGUGGUAUCGAAGAACAUCGAAGUUAAAAAGCUGGUGUACGUGUAUCUGGUGCGAUACGCCGAAGAACAGCAGGAUCUAGCUCUGCUGUCGAUUUCCACCUUCCAGCGGGCACUGAAAGAUCCAAACCAGCUGAUACGUGCCAGUGCGUUGCGUGUGCUUUCCAGCAUCCGCGUGUCAAUGAUUGUACCGAUCGUGAUGCUAGCGAUACGGGAUUCAGCAUCCGAUAUGAGCCCGUACGUGCGGAAAACCGCUGCCCAUGCCAUCCCAAAGCUGUAUCAUCUCGAUCCGGAGCAAAAGGAUGAGCUGAUGGUGGUGAUCGAGAAGCUGUUGGCCGAUCGUACGACGCUGGUGGUGGGAUCGGCAGUAAUGGCUUUCGAGGAGGUGUGCCCGGAACGGACCGAGUUGAUACACAAAAACUAUCGCAAAUUGUGUAACCUGCUUGCGGAUGUGGACGAGUGGGGCCAGGUGCUGAUCAUAAACAUGCUGACACGGUACGCACGAACUCAAUUUUUGGAUCCAAAUGCAGAUGAUGAUUAUGACUAUCAGGAAGCGGAGAACAAGCCGUUCUAUGAAGAUGAAUCCGAUUCCGAAUCAUCUGACAGGAAAGGAAAAGAGAGCGCGGUUGCUUCGCCUCGUAAAACCUACACCCUGGACAUAGACCAUCGGAUGUUGCUACGCCAAACGAAGCCACUGUUGCAAAGUCGCAACGCAUCUGUUGUUAUGGCCGUCGCCCAGCUGUACCAUCAUGUAGCACCGCGCAACGAGGUCGAAAUUGUGGCAAAAGCUUUAAUACGUUUGUUGCGCAGUUACAAAGAGGUGCAAAGCAUCGUGCUAACCUGCAUUGCUUCGAUGUCUAUCGAACGGAAGUCCAUCUUUGAACCGUUUAUUAAAUCGUUCUUCGUACGUACGAGCGAUCAAACGCAUAUAAAGCUACUCAAGCUUGAAAUUCUGACAAAUUUAGCUACGGGCACUAACAUUUCGGUGAUUUUGCGCGAGUUUCAAACGUACAUCAGCAGCAACGAUAAGGAGUUUGUGGCUUCAACGAUUCAGGCCAUUGGCCGGUGUGCGGUUUCGAUCUCGGAAGUAACGGAAACAUGUCUGUCCGGUUUAGUGCAUCUGCUGUCCAACAAAGAUGAGUACGUUGUGGCGGAAAGUGUGGUCGUGAUCAAAAAGUUGUUACAGACGAAAAAGGAAGAACACUUUGAAAUUAUUUCACAGAUGGCAAAGUUGCUCGAUUUCAUACAGGUACCGGCUGCACGUGCCUCGAUCCUGUGGCUCAUAGGAGAGUACAACGAAAAGGUACCGAAAAUCGCACCCGAUGUGCUGCGCAAAGCAGUGAAAAGCUUCAUCGACGAGCAGGACAUUGUGAAGCUGCAGGUGCUGAACCUUGCCGUGAAGCUACACAUCACCAACCCGAAACAGACGACACUGUUGUGUCAACAUCUGCACAACCUUGCUCGUUACGAUCCAAACUACGAUAUUCGUGAUCGUGCCCGGUUCCUGAAACCAUUCCUUCUAGCCUCGCCCGACGGUGCAGAUGCCAGUGAAUCGAUUUUGGUGGCUAAAGCUAGAAAAAUCUUUCUAUCGGAAAAACCGGCCCCUACGCUAGAGAGUAUGUAUCAUGGCAGAAGGCAGUAUCAGCUUGGCUCACUGUCACAUUACUUGAAUAUGCCCACGAACGGCUAUCAAGAUUUGCCCGCAUGGCCAACGGAAGCGCCGGAUACCUCAGUUAGGAACGUAGAACCACCGGCACAGAUGGGAGAGUAUCUAGGUCGAUCGACAAACGAUCGUGCGGGUAGUGGAAAUUCUGUCACGGACGGCGAUCGUCGCAAGAAAAAAACCAAAUCGUUCUACUCCGGUUCGGAGGAUGGUACUAGAUCGAGCACCACGGAGGGAGCUUCAACACCAUCCGGAUCGUCAUCAUCGUCCGGUUCCGGAUCGGGUUCGGGAUCAUCGUCAUCAUCCGGUUCGUCCGGUUCGGGUAGUGAAUCGAGCGAUAGCGAAAGUGGUAGCAGUAGCAGCGUUAGCGGAAUGAGCAGCAGUGGUAGUGCUGAUAGUGAUUCAGCUGCAUUCAGCAAUAAUGAAGCGCGCAAACCACAGAAGGGUAACGCUAAUGCACGUAAUACGACUGCAAAAACUAACCACCGGAAGGAUGUUCGACCGAUCAAGAAUGCGUACAAUGAGGUGGAUGGUACGAGCCGAUCAAAGAAGGAAAGCUCGGAAGACGAUAGUGGAAGCGAUACCAGUGGAAGCUAUGAGUCGUCUUCAUCCGCUUCGUCCGCUGUUUCCUCAUCGGCUGGGAAGAAAAAACCACCGUCCUCCAAUCGUGCACCAGUGAAAAAGCAGAGCAAACCCCGAGCAGAAGGGAAGGUACCUUCGUCCGAUGGUCCAGGGAAGAGCAAUUUGGAUCUUUUGCUCGAUCUGGACGACAUUCCACCGAUCGGACCGGUGAUGACACCUUCCUUGGGUGGAUUCCUAACACCGAUGACGGCAUCCAUCGUGAAUGCCGGAGAUUUGGGUGCCGGUAUAGAGUUGGUCGGUCCAAGCUUCAUACCGAUGAAAAAACAUGAGCUACUGAACAAGGUGAACGGGUUCGGGCUGGGGAUCGAAUAUCGCUUUGUACGAUCGCCCCAUCUGUACUCUUCUCGCAUGGUUUCGGUGGAGCUGACGUUUACGAACCAUGGUAAUGUAGAGCUGGUCGAUAUUGAGAUGGGCAAGAAAUGCAAUCUGCCUGCGGGCAUGGCUGUAAACGAUUUCGCUCCCAUCGGUCGACUCAAUCCGGGACAAACGGUUUCCGGUAUGCUGGGAGUCGAUUUUAACGAUUCUACCCAACCCGUACGGGUAGACAUUUGCUCGGCAAGUGGAUCAAGCACGGUAACGUUGAAGGCACCGGUCGGGGAGAUGGUACGAUCGGUUGCCAUUGCGGAGGGUACGUUCGAUAGUGAACGUGCGAAGCUGCGUGGCAUGACGGAACAUUCCUGUACGCUACAGUUAAGCGACACGCUUUCGCCCGAUGAUAAAAGUUUGCAUCGUGCUAUUUUUGAGGCGAGCAAUGUGGCGAGUGUGGUGCUGGCCGCAGACCCGAAAGACGAUUGUCAACGAUUUCUGUUUGCGGGGCAAACGAUGAGCUCGAAAAGUUUGGUACUGGUGGUGCUGGAACGGGUCAAUACGUCCGACGAUAAGCGCUCAUUUUCGCUCACUGUAAACUGUGAAAAGCUAGUGGUAGGUUCGAUGCUGUUAAACGAGUUGAAAGCGCUGCUUAAGAAGUAGAACCGAAGAAGCGAAGUGACCUCGUCCAUUCAUAUGAUUAACUAACGAUGGAAUGAAUAUUUACUAAUCGUAUUAUAAUUUGUAUGCAAUCUCCUAUCUUGCACAUGGCGUGCAAAUUUAAGUAUCUAAAUAAAGAAAAAAAAACGUUAAAAUGCGU